Messenger RNA from Periconia digitata, 1389 nucleotides. The record is from the annotation of a GenBank genome assembly. NCBI's taxonomy places the organism in Eukaryota, Fungi, Ascomycota, Dothideomycetes, Pleosporales, Periconiaceae.
AUGAUUAUUUUUUUCUCGCAUCCCCCCUAUACAUCUUUUCGAUCAGCCACCCAGGGUCCGUCCCUCUCUUCCUGCGGUAUCCAGUACGCCGGCGCAACCCCGGCGCGUGCCAAGUACAAGACAAGUGUAGCGCGCACGCGCUGCUUCUGGCCAUGUUUCCCUCGAUUCAUGGAUUCGAUAGUACUGCAUGUACAGCUCACUACCGAACAGCGCGCGGAGAGAUAGCGGUUCGCGUUCGCGUCGAGAUGCGAAAAUGGGGUUUUGGAUCGUGAAUCGUAGACGCAUAGAAGAAGAAGAAGAAGAAGAAGCGAAGAACCACAACGCCGACUUAGCGGCACCCUUGGACGUGAUUGACGCAGGUAUAACAUAGCUAGCCAUUUGCGCCAAAACAAAAUAUAAAGAUAAAGAGGGGAAACAAAAGGGGGCACAAGAUAUAAUUGAAUUGGUUUUUUGUAGUUGGAGGGAAAUAAGCUGGCGUAGCUUAUCCGCUUCCUUUCUUCCUCCCUCGCUGCACUUAUACUUCACUACCUACACUACUCUCGUUCAUACAUAAGUUAUCUACGAUUAACUAGCGUACACACAGUAAGAAGUACUGUGAAUAAACACAUACAAACUUCUUCUCUUUUAGAAGACGUGGAGGAGGCAGAUGACUUCCUCUUCUUCUUCUUCUUCUUCUUCUUCUUCUUCUUCUUCUUCUUCUUCUUCUUCUUCUUCUUCUUCUUAUACUUCUGCCCCUUCCGCUCAACACCAUCCCCAUUGCACCGUCGUACAAUACUAUCACAUCCUAUUUUUUUUCCUUUCUAAUUCUGCGUCAAGAACGAUCAAUGAGGAUAUUUACCGCAGAUUCAAUACAUUGAUUUGACAAUAUCCAGCCGUUGGCACACACUCCUUUCUUCCUUUAUUUUUAUUUUUUAUUAAGUAUCUAACUUUAACUUUAAUGUUUUGUUGGUUGUUGGUAUACAGACAUUGUAAUAAUAUGUAAUUCGUUAGUGAAGGGGGGGGGGGGGUGGCACAGCAAAACAACACAGCAAAGGCAGGUACACACUCGCAUCGCAUCGCAUCGCAUCGCAUCCAAUCCAAUCUAUUCGUUUACAUAAUCUAGUCGCAACACCAACCCCCCCUUCCCACGCACGCGCGCGUAGACAAAAUAAACAAAACAUUAAUCCUAACUCACCUUUUUUUAUUUAUGUAUUUAGCAGCAGGUGUCAGUCCCGCCGCUCCACCUUCCCUUUCCCACGUUGUUGUCUGUCUGCGCGGGGCUGGGCCUGGGCUCUACAUACACACACACAUACACACACAUAUAUAUACCUAUCUAAUCCAUCCAGGGAAAGAAAGAAAAAACAGCUGACCCACCUACUUACCUAUACAAUAACCCCAAACUAUCAUCAC